Molecule: messenger RNA, 3121 nt
Organism: Pterocles gutturalis (yellow-throated sandgrouse)
Lineage: Eukaryota; Metazoa; Chordata; Aves; Pterocliformes; Pteroclidae
Product: zinc finger protein 592-like
Exons: 4
Source: RefSeq, a predicted model, not a curated record
GCAAUCUUGAACCACCUCCUUGAACAGUAUGGUACACGCUGGUUUGAAAGCUGCAGAGGAGCUACUGCGAAUCUCCAGAAGUCCUCAGGAGUAGCACCACCAGGGAAAGCUGUCAUCAUGGGGGACAUGAAAACCCCUGACUUUGAUGACCUCUUGGCUGCUUUUGACAUCCCUGAUCCCACUAGCCUUGAUGCCAAGGAGACGAUCCCGUCAGCUGGGGAGGAGAACGAGAAUCACCUAAAGUCAUCGGGAAUCUGCAUAGAUGAGAUAGAAAGAUCUCACUCUUUGCCUCCCUCUGAUGCUCCUGUUGUGAGCGUGAUAGUGAAGAACACGAGUCGCCAGGAGUCCUUUGAAGCAGAAAAGGAGGGGAAUCACCUUGGGAGUGGGCUGCUACACAAUGGGUUUCGUGGAUCCGAUUUGCCAUCGGAGGCUCACACUUUAGUACAUAAUUAUGGCAAGUUUGAGUCAACUUUUAUUAAUGGUGACAGCUCAAGAGGUUACUCUGAUAAACUGGACCAGUCCAAGUCGGAGCCUUUGCCAACAUUUAGUCAGUUUAGCCCGAUUUCCAGCCCUGAACCAGAGGAUGCGUUUGAAGAGAACAGUAUUGGUGAUAAGUCCAAACGUGCCCAAACUCCGUAUUUUCCACCACCUUCAAUGUAUAUACCAACAGGAGCUUCAGUCCUAGAUCAUCUUAGGAAGGUACCAGAGCCUGAAUUAAGUAUGUUUGAUCAAUACUGCAAAAAGGAACAAAAGAUGGAAAUCCACUGCCAGCCGGAGAAUAGGCUGGAAAUGAGCAGGAGAGAACAAGACAAAGCAGCGGAGAGGUUUGUGGAGUCAAGCAAGGACUUGGUAGAUACCAGUAGCUUUCUUGGAGAAGGCUUGGUGUUUGGAGACCUCCCUCACAAUAAUUCAGGAGAACGUAAGGGCUCUGUGCCCGAGCUGAACAUGUCUUCGUCAGUACCGCCUCGCCAGAGGUUAAAGCCAACUCAUUCGAAGUUGUCAUCCUGUGUGGCAGCGUUAGUAGCUCUUCAGGCCAAAAAGGUUGCGUGUAUUCCAAAAGGCGAUCAGCCAAAUCUUACCAAGGAACCUGGCCCUUUUAAAGAUGGCAUGAAGGGAAGUCCAAAAAUGCCCAAGUCGCCAAAGAGUCCCCGAAGCCCCUUAGAGGUGGUAAGGAAGGCCAGCAAGCAGCCCGAGAGUCCUCGGAGCGUGUGCAGCGACAGCAGUGGGAAGGGCUCUCCUUCCAUGGCAGCUGGCUCUCCGCCAGCUAUUCCCAAAGUUAGAAUAAAGACUAUCAAGACAUCCUCUGGUGAAAUUAAAAGAACUGUAACUAGAAUUUUGCCAGAAAAUGAUGAGUUGGGCAAAUCUUCAGAAGAGUCACCUGUGGAGACCUCAUCUGCCGAAGAGUUUAUUAAAUCUUUCCCAUCCCCUGACACUAGCGCAGUUAUGGAAAGUGAGGCUAGCAAGAAUUCAUCCAAAAAUGGGGCUGCUGUGGCUAUCCAGCUGAGUCCUUACACAGACAGUAUGAAAACAGAUAUUGCUGCAAACAGCAUGUGUUCUGUGUCCUUAUCUCCACUGCCGAACUGUGGCAGCGGUGCCAUAAAAGUAGGUGUUAAGAGGCAGCAGCAGGGUAUGGUGGUGCAGCCAUCCAACGCGACCACCUCCAGCCUUCUUCCCAAAGCUGUGCACUUGGCAAAUCUCAAUUUAGUCCCCCAUAGCGUUGCUGCUUCUGUUACAGCGAAGUCAUCCGCACAGAGGCGAAAUCAGCCUCAGGUGACGCAGAUGUCUGUGCCGCUGGUGCACCAAGUCAAGAAAGCUGCUCCCCUCAUAGUGGAGGCAUUUAAUAAAGUCCUACAGAGUGCCAAUCCGGUGCCAAUAUAUACUCCAAACCUUAGCCCUCCACCUGAUACCAGUAUUAAUUUACCUGCCUCUGGGUAUUGCUGCCUGGAAUGUGGGGACUCGUUUGCCUUAGAGAAGAGCCUGACUCAACAUUAUAGUAGGCGAAGUGUUCAUAUCGAAGUCAUGUGCACUCAGUGUUCAACUAUGCUCCUUUUUUUUAAUAAGUGUAGCUUGCUUAAACAUGCAAGAGAUCACAAGAGCAAAGGAUUUAUCAUGCAGUGUUCUCAGCUGCUAAUGAAACCAAUUUCCUUAGACCAAAUGUUUUCACCUUCUCCUACAAGCUCUUCAGCCUCUCUGGCUCCUCAGACUUUGCACUCGCCCUCUCCUUCGCAUAAGUCCAGCGCUGCUUCAGGUGGGGUAGGAAUUUCUGCGAGCACUCAGCCAGCCUUGCCUCUCUAUACGGACCCAUUGAGACUAAUCCGUCAUGGACUUAAGUGUUUAGAGUGUAACAAGCAGGCGAAGGAUUAUGUUGCUUUAGCAGCUCAUUACCAGAGAACCUCAGAAGAUAAUGAGAGACUGUGGGACAACUCAGCAGGGUGUAAACAGUCCAGGAGGUUCCUGGACAGAAUUGAUAACAAUUUCCUGACCCAGGCGAUAGGGGAGCCAACAAGGAGAGAUGUGUUGCUGGACCUCAUGCUCACCAUUGAGGAGGGGCUUGCUGGGCAUGUGAAGGUCAAACACAGUGACCAUGAGAUAGUAGAGUGCAGGGUCCUGAGGGCAAAAAUCAAGAUGACAACACUGGACUUCAGGAGAGGAGACUUUGGCCUCUUUUGGGGUCUGCUCUUAAGGCCCUGGAAGGAAGGAGAGGUUCAAGAAAGAAGGUUGAUAUUAAAGGGCCACCUCCUCCGUGCUCACGAGCAGUCCAUCCCAACAAAGCAACAACUCAUGAAAACACUACAAUGUCUGCAUGGAUGAGCAAGGAGCUCUUGGCAAAGCUCAGACUUAAAAAGGGAGUUACUAAGUGCAGUCCUGGUCAACAUCUUCAUUAAUGGUCUGGAUGAUGGGGCAGAGUGUACCCGCAGUGAGUUUGCUGAUGACACAAAGCUGGGAGGAGUGGCUGAUAAAACAGAUGGUCAUGCUGCCGUCCAGAGGGACCUCAGCAGGCUGGAGAGAUCAGCCAACAGGAGCCUCAUGAAGUUCAACAAGAAGUGCAGUGUCCUGCCCCUGGGGAGGAACAACUCCAUGCAGCAGUGGACUCAGGUCCUGCCAGAAAACCUGCUUCAGG